This is a messenger RNA of Nematostella vectensis (starlet sea anemone), 1899 nucleotides long. RefSeq lists its product as uncharacterized. The transcript is spliced from 2 exons. Bases 652 to 1899 code for a protein of 415 amino acids. Gene Ontology annotation, biological process: DNA integration; DNA recombination. Lineage: Eukaryota; Metazoa; Cnidaria; Anthozoa; Actiniaria; Edwardsiidae. Gene Ontology annotation, molecular function: DNA binding. The record is from RefSeq and is a predicted model, not a curated record.
UUUUCUCUAUAAGAGGGAUCUGCGGCAGGCGUAUAGGCAGUUUCCUGUGGAUCCCGGCGAUUACCGUUUACUUGGGUAUAUUUGGAAUGGACAUUAUUACUUUGACACUGUUUUAACUAUGGGGUUACGCUCUGCUGCUCAGGCAUGUCAGCGCGCCACCUCAGCGGUAGCAUGGAUUCAUCGACAGCAAGGAAAUGUUUUAUUUACUUAUUUGGAUGAUUUCAUUGGGGUUUCUGAGGCUAGCUCUGCGACUUCCGAUUUUGAGCAGUUGGGGACUCUUCUCUCCUCUCUGGAACUGAUAGAAUCUGUUUCCAAAGCUUGUCCGCCUUCAUCGCUCAUGCUGUGUUUGGGAGUGAUGGUAGACACGAAUUCAUUUACGUUGUCAGUUAGUCCUGAGCGGCUAGCGGAGUUAGAGCUUCUCUUACAUGAUUGGAGGAACCGCAAACUGCUCGCAAACGGGAGUUACAAUCCCUAGUUGGCAAACUUGUGUUUGUUUCAAAGUGUGUUCGUCAGAGUCGGGUGUUUAUCUCGCGCUUAUUAAGUCUGCUACGAACAGUUCAAUACAAUCAUCUUCACGUUAAUUUAACCGCGGAAUUUCGCAAGGAUAUUAUUUGGUGGUGUCAUUUCCUGCGGGAAUACAACGGAGUAUCUAUGAUUAAAACUACCUCUUGGAGUUCUCCGGGGGAAGUUUUUUCUACAGACGCUUGCCUGGUUGGUUGUGGAGGCGUUUGUGACAAUGAAUAUUUCCACGCUUCAUUUCCGGAUGUGAUUGUUGCUAAGUCCCUCGAUAUAAAUUGUUUGGAACUUCUCACUAUUGUGGUGGCGCUUAAGUUGUGGGGUCAACGGUGGACGGGACUCCGUUUAACCGUGCGCUGUGACAAUCAGGUUGCUGUCACGGUAUUGAAUUCUGAUUCCUCGGCUUUGGCCUCUCUGCAAAAGGAUCUACGACAGACAUUACAAGCUGCUUAUAGCACAGGGACAUAUAGUAAUUUAAAGACUCAAUUUAAGGCCUUUUUUCUAUUUUGCUUAUAUUUUGACUUGACUCCAUUACCAGCAGACAUAGAUACGGUCUGUCUUUAUGUACAGUUUUUAAGUCGUUCGAUUGCACCACCUUCGAUUCGUAAUUAUUUAAGUGGGGUCAAGUUAUUACAUCUUUUUGCCGGUUAUGACUAUGCAUUUACUAAGGAUUUUAGUUUAUCCCUAGCCCUGCGGGGAGUUUCCCGUAGGAUACCACAUGUACCUCAGAGGGCUCCACCGGUAACUCCUAGCCUUUUAUUGCUAGUUGCGCGAACAGUAGAUUUUCAACAUGAUGCUAACUCUUCUACAUUGUAUUGCGCAUUUCUCUUUGCAUUUUUUCUUAUGGCGCGUAUAGCUAAUAUCGUACCGCGUUCUAUUAAGGCAUUUAAUCCUACCCGCGAUCUCACACGGGGUGGUGUUUUGUGUAACGAACACGGGCUUAUCGUCACGUUUAAGCAUACAAAAACUAUUCAGUUCGGUCAGCGUCGAUUACACAUUCCUCUGUUACGUAUUCCAGGCUCGUUAUUAUGUCCGGUCGCUGCCUAUAACAACAUGAUUCGCCUGGUACCCUCUUCUGCACGCAAACCGCUGUUUUUAUUGCUUGGUCGUUCGGGCCCGUUUGCUUUGACGAAGUCCCGUUUUGUUACCGAAUUUCGUCUGGCGCUUUGCUCAGUGGGGGUUGCUCAUGCUGACUCAUAUCGGGGUCACUCAUUUCGACGCGGCUGUGCCUCUUGGUCGUUUAACCACGGAGUACCAGGGGAAUUGAUACAGUUGUAUGGUGAUUGGGCUAGUGACUCUUACAAAUUGUAUUUAGAAUUUAGUAAUCAAUCAAAAUUGGCGCUUGCUUCCCAGCUACGUGCUUCCAUUCAGGCCAGUAGUUAG